CACACAAACACACGAAAAAAUGGCGGCGGCGUCUCUGAGUAGUGAGUUUAGCGACUUGGUUCAGAUUAAAAAGCAGCUGAUUUCCGUGAUAUCGCAAUGCAAGGAGCGCGGAUUGGUGCACAGUGUGAAGUGGGCAUCCGAGUUGGCUUUUUCUCUUGAUCCUCUCCCACUGAAUGAGAUUCCCACUCCACCACAAAUCACUGAGGACGAAGCCCACGACUUGGAUGCUUUGUGUUUGGCAAAGUCGUAUUUUGAUCUAAAGGAAUAUGAUCGUACAGCAUAUUUCCUGCGUGACAGCCGCAGUCAGAAGGCAUAUUUUCUCUACGUGUACUCGCGCUAUCUGUCAGGAGAGAAGAAGAAGGAUGAUGAGACGGUGGACAGUAUGGGUCCUCUGGAGAAGGGUCAUGUGCGCAAUGAAGGUCUGAGGGAACUGAGAGUGGAACUCAGCAAGAAACACACCGCUGGAGAACUGGAUGGAUUCACACUCUACCUGUACGGGGUUGUGUUAAGGAAGUUGGAUCUGAUAAAGGAAGCAGUGGAUGUGUUUGUUGAGGCAACACACUCUCUCCCUCUGCACUGGGGUGCCUGGCUCGAGCUCUGUAACCUCAUCAGCAACAUUGAAAUGCUGAAGUCGUUAUCCCUGCCGGACUGUUGGGUGAAGGACUUCUUCAUGGCCCACAUGUUUACAGAGCUGCAGAUGAUUAAAGAGGCACUGCAAAAAUACCAGAGUCUGAAGGAGGCUGGAUUCUCCAAGAGUACCUACAUUAUCUCCCAGAUCGCCGUCGCCUACCACAACAUUCGAGAUAUUGACCAGGCACUGGAUCUCUUUAAUGAGCUCCGUGAACAAGAUCCAUUCCGCAUCGAAAACAUGGACACGUUCUCUAACCUGCUGUAUGUCCGGUCUAUGAAGCCGGAGCUGAGCUAUCUUGCCCACAGCCUUCUGGAAAUCGACAAGUACAGAGUGGAGACCUGCUGUGUCAUUGGUAAUUACUAUAGUAUGCUGUGUCAACAUGAGAAAGCAGCUCUUUAUUUCCAGCGAGCGCUGAAACUGAGCCCUCGCUGUCUCGGGGCCUGGACACUGAUGGGUCACGAGUACAUGGAAAUGAAGAACACGUCUGCUGCCAUCCAAGCCUACAGACAUGCAAUCGAGGUGAACAAGCGGGAUUACCGGGCAUGGUACGGACUCGGUCAGACUUACGAAAUUCUCAAGAUGCCCUUCUACUCGCUCUACUACUACAGGAAAGCUCACCAGCUCAGACCGAAUGACUCCCGUAUGCUUGUAGCUCUUGGUGAAUGUUAUGAAAAACUCUCACAGCAAGUUGAAGCCAAAAAGUGUUACUGGCGGGCGUAUUCAGUGGGAGAUGUGGAGAGAAUGGCACUGAUCAAACUUGCCAAGCUUCAUGAGCAGCUGAAUGAGUCGGAUGAUGCGGCUCAGUGUUACAUCAUCUACAUCCAGGAUGUUUUCUCUUGUGGGGAGCAGUUGGAGCAUGUGGAGGUGAGCACAGCACUGCGUUAUCUUGGUCAGUACUACUUCAAGAACAAACUGUAUGACGAGGCGUCAAUGUGUGCACAACGCUGCUGUGACUACAAUGAAGUACGUGAGGAGGCAAAAGCUCUACUGCGUCAGAUCUCAGCUGUACGGGAACAGGGAGAAUCAUCGUCUGAGCAGAGUGUGUUUAAUCCACUGAACACAACCACACACACACUACAGAGUGUGUUCAACACCACCACCACACCCAUUAGGAGAGUGUCACCUCUGGACCUGUCCUCCAUCACACCCUGACACACACAGACAUAGUUCUCACUUUAUCAUGUUAUUAUCCUUAGCGACAAACAACGCACACAGGGAAAAAUACAGGAAGAGCUGGUGGUCUGACUUUCACUGAUGAUGAAGACAGUGAGCAGAGCACUUCCUGCUGGUGUUUAGUCAGAGCACCGGAUGUCUAUGAGGUGUAGUUCAGGUCACAUGAUUAAAUAUUCACCUGUGUUUGAUUCUUUGAGCUUUUGUAUAACUUUUGAAUAAAACUGCACUCGAUGUUC
This is a messenger RNA of Hemibagrus wyckioides, 2040 nucleotides long. RefSeq names its product cell division cycle protein 23 homolog. The record is from RefSeq and is a predicted model, not a curated record. Gene Ontology annotation, molecular function: protein binding. Gene Ontology annotation, biological process: cell division. Bases 20 to 1783 code for a protein of 587 amino acids. NCBI's taxonomy places the organism in Eukaryota, Metazoa, Chordata, Actinopteri, Siluriformes, Bagridae. Gene Ontology annotation, cellular component: anaphase-promoting complex. The transcript is spliced from 16 exons.